UGAAUGAGGAAAUAAUAUCCGUAUCGAGAGAUUUUGUCCUCGUGAGCACUUGGACACGUAUUAUUUCUAUUAAAAACGGACGUAUUUAUUCGUGUUAAACUGUAAAGGUUGGUGUAAUCAUGUCGAAGAGAGCAAGCCUGAAAAUAAGCAGCGAGUCUGCAGUGAAGGUGACAAACUGCCGUGAGUCUCUGUAUCAAGAGGCAGGGAAUCUGUUCUCCAACUUCAUCCCUCAGAAGAUUUUACAGCUGGAUGCUCUGCUUAAGGAUGAUGCUUUCAGUAUCACAGACUUAGCAUCUCUCAAAGCUCCCCUGGACAUCCCCAUUCCGGACCCUCCAUCUCCAGAGGACGAGGAGAUGGAGACAGACAAGAAUGAAGAUGACGAGAAGAAGAAGAAAAAACCUCCAAAAUGUGGCUUCAUCAAGGGUAAUGAGAAGAUUCAAGCGCUUCUAGAUAGGGUGAAGCCGGAGAUUGUCGCUCUAAGAGAGACCAUUGUUGUUGUCUCCAGCUGGAUUAUGCACCUUAUCCCAAAAAUAGAAGAUGGAAAUGACUUUGGGGUUGCCAUCCAGGAGAAAAUCCUGGAGAGAAUCACUGCUGUGAAGACCAAAGUUGAUGGUUUUCAGACCAACUUCAACAAAUACUUUACAGAGAGAGGAGAUGCCGUUGCAAAAGCUUCCAAAGAGACUCAUGUGAUGGACUACCGUACACUCGUCCAUGAGAAGGAUGUGGACAUAUAUAAUGAGAUCAGGGUGGUUGUCCUGGACAUUCGUGGCUUCUAUGCUGAGCUUUACGACAUCAUCAACAAGAACCUUGACAAAGUGACCAAUCCUAAAGGAGAGGAGAAGCCGUCCAUGUACUGAGGACGGACAGAAAGGGAGGUACAACAGGGGCAGAUUCUACAAUAACUUCAUUACCAAUCAUCUCUCUGUUCAGUUGUAUUCAUUUACCUCUGAACAAUUUGCAUAUUCUCCAUAAAUUUAAAAAACAUGUUCAUAUGUUUUAAAAUGCUGUUGUAAGAUGGCACUUUAGCUUUGUACCAACACUUGCACUAAGUUGUUAGACUAUGAGUUAAAGGAAAAAUAAAGACUUGUUUUUUU
Cheilinus undulatus (humphead wrasse) is the source of this 1094-nucleotide messenger RNA. RefSeq names its product proteasome activator subunit 2 (gene psme2). Gene Ontology annotation, cellular component: nucleoplasm; proteasome activator complex; cytoplasm. The transcript is spliced from 11 exons. Gene Ontology annotation, biological process: regulation of proteasomal protein catabolic process; positive regulation of endopeptidase activity; regulation of G1/S transition of mitotic cell cycle. NCBI's taxonomy places the organism in Eukaryota, Metazoa, Chordata, Actinopteri, Labriformes, Labridae. Bases 120 to 857 code for a protein of 245 amino acids. Gene Ontology annotation, molecular function: endopeptidase activator activity. The record is from RefSeq and is a predicted model, not a curated record.